Molecule: messenger RNA, 949 nt
Organism: Epinephelus fuscoguttatus (brown-marbled grouper)
Lineage: Eukaryota; Metazoa; Chordata; Actinopteri; Perciformes; Serranidae
Product: lysine-specific histone demethylase 1B-like
Exons: 3
Coding region: 88-345 (85 amino acids)
Molecular function (GO): oxidoreductase activity
Source: RefSeq, a predicted model, not a curated record
CCUGGAGUACGCUUGUGGAAGCACACUGGACCAGGUCUGAAGCUGAGCAGAUUCUCUUGUCAUAGUCAAUCUAGGCCCUUGGGAGAUAUGGAACUCUUCAAGGAGCAGGAGGUCCCUGAGCUGGUGAAGUACUUUGUCACAUGCUGGAGAAAGACUUGUGGUCUCAGAAUGUCCUACAGCUUUGUGAAGACAGGAGGCAGUGGGGAAGCUUAUGACAUCAUUGCUGAAAAUGUUCUGGGAAAAGUGUUCUUUGCUGGGGAGGCAACCCACAGGCACUUCCCGCAGACUGUAGCAGGAGCCAUUCUGAGUGGGGUCCGGGAGGCCAGUAAAAUCGCUGCUUUGUAACUCCUUCCCAGACCUGUCUUGUCACCUACCUGCCUGAGGACAUUGGGGAUGAAUAGAUUUGAAGCAACUGGUCUUCAUUUCAAAACGGUCGUCUCCACUCUUGAGAGAAGUGUUUCACCUUGAGUACUGGACCUUGUGUUGAGCAGCAGUAGCCGAUGCUGUACGUGGAAUGGUUGUAGGUUUCAGUGGCAAAGUAUACAAUGAACACCUCACUGGUUCAAGAGCCAGCUAAUAUAUCAAAAUCUAUAAAAUUAGGGUUCACUGCACUGCUGGUAUAGUUGUUUCCAAAACGAAGAACUAGUGAAUUGAUGUCAUUGUUGUAACUGAGUAGUGUAUUAGUUAUUUUGUUAGGAAUGUGGUGGGUGGUGCAUCUUAUGGUAAUGGUUCUGUAAUGUAUAUGGGCACUUCACUGUCACAGAUAUUUGAGAUAAUGUUCAAAUCAAUACUUUUGUAGUAGCACUUUUCAUUUAUAAUGAGUAGAUGAACUUGGGACAGGACAGGUUUCAGAUGGGAUUGAUAAUGCUUUAAAAUACCAAAUAGGAAUAGUAUGAUGGACACUAAAGGGACAUAAUUCACUUCAGAAACUGUUGGGUUGGAGAAAUGU